Molecule: messenger RNA, 1061 nt
Organism: Diabrotica balteata
Lineage: Eukaryota; Metazoa; Arthropoda; Insecta; Coleoptera; Chrysomelidae
Source: the annotation of a GenBank genome assembly
AUGAUCAUAACCUAAAAAUUAUACCAAGUUUGGAAGUUUUUGGUCCUUGACAUUUAGGUCACUUAUUAAAAAUUUAUUAAACAAUUUUAAUAAAUUCUAAAGAUGCCCAAGAAGAAAACAGGUCAGAGAAAAAAAGCUGAAAAACAGAAGUUAAGACAAAAAGAAAUAAGAACUGCCAAAGAAAAAAUUCCUUUAGCUGACCAUCCUUGCAAUAUUUCCAUGGAAUGUGAAAAGUGCCAUCGAAAGCAGAAAAGUCGUGCAUUUUGUUAUUUUUGUCAAAAUGUUCAAAGAUUGCCAGUUUGUGCUCAGUGUGGCAAAAUGAAAUGUAUGAUAAAAACUGGAGAUUGUGUAAUCAAACAUCCUGGAAUAUAUACUACUGGAAUGAAUAUGGUGGGUGCCAUAUGUGAUUUCUGUGAAGCUUGGGUUUGCCAUGGUAGAAAAUGUCUUCAAACUCAUGCUUGCACCUGUCCAUUGCAGGAAGCAAUUUGUAUAGAGUGUGAGCGUGGAGUUUGGGAUCAUGGAGGAAGGAUCUUUAAAUGUUCAUUUUGUACUAAUUUUCUUUGUGAAGAUGACCAAUUUGAACACCAAGCCUCUUGUCAAGUUUUGGAGUCAGAAAAUUACAAAUGCCAAUCUUGCAACAAACUGGGACAAUAUUCUUGUCUUAGAUGUAAAACUUGUUAUUGCGAAGAUCAUGUUCGUAGGAAAGGAUUUAAAUAUGAAAAGAAUAAAGCAAUACCAUGUCCCAAAUGUGGCUUUGAAACAUCUCAAACUAAGGAUCUUAGUAUGUCCACACGUAGUCACAAAUUUGGAAGGCAAGGUCAAUCAUCUGCUUACGAUGAUUAUGAUGAUGAAGCUGGAGCAGGUGAUUAUGAUGAUCAGGAUUAUAAUGAUUACGAUUAUGAUGACGACGACGACGAUGAUGAUGACGAUGAUGAAAGCACUGAGGAGUCUUCCGAAGAAGACAGUGAUGAUAACAAUGUUAGUAAAGAUGACAAAUAACUUUGAUAAUAAUAUAUUUAUAUAUUAUACUUACUUGCAUAAUCAAUAAAUAUAUAAAAUAU